This is a messenger RNA of Cladocopium goreaui, 2469 nucleotides long. NCBI's taxonomy places the organism in Eukaryota, Dinophyceae, Suessiales, Symbiodiniaceae. The record is from the annotation of a GenBank genome assembly.
AUGUUGGGGAUGCGAGUGAAGCGCGCACCCCUGUUGCUUCACCGCCAAGUGUUGAGCCAAGGCUGUCAAUGGAAGAAUCUUCUGAAAGGAAGUCGCAGCAUAUCGUCCUGGAACAGGUGGGGCCCAAAGUGCCCACCAGGUUCAUUUCUUGGAAGCCAGGUGGCUAAGUAUCAAACAGGCUUCCCAGAAGUGGCUGCAUCAGCGAAAAUACAGUUGUUGGUGGAUGCAGAUGUGCAUGGUAUCGAAGUUAUCAGGCAGGGAAUCAGCUGCUUGGAAAAGGAGGGCUAUGAAGUUCACACUUUGCUGUUUGCCCCACCCAGACGGGAGUCCAACAGGAAUUGGAAACGUUUCAUCAGCGAGCCUGGCGUCACUUUUUGUGCAGUACCGCGGGCAACUACAUACUCAACCGAACCAAACGAGGAGGCUAUUGUGUCAGCAAUGAUGAGAUUUUCUCCCCGCAUGCAUGGCGCCGGAAGAUUGGCGCUGCUGACAUCAGAUGCUGGCUUUGUUGGUUCUGUUGCCGAGGCAAAGGCGUUUGUGCUUAUCCCCGAAGGCAAAACUGGAGUCGUGAACAAGUAUGAGGCUGCCGGAGUGCAAGUAAUAAAACUUCAGGAAACUGAUGCAGCGCCCAAGGUCCGUGCAAUUCUCCAUGAUGAUGGCUCUGGGUCCGUGCAGAUGGCUGAAGCUUGCAACAAAUCGACCCACCCUCCUCCACAUGAGAUUGUGGAGGCUUUUUUUGAGGAUCUUGGCCUCAAGGCAGAUCAGGGCUUCCUGAUUCAAAAGUGCGCGAAGUUCUGGUUUGAAAAUUGUUCUGGCUCAAUAACAGUUUACCCCCCUCAUCUUGCCACCAUUGCUGUGCAUGAUGUCAUGCACAAGGUGAAGUGCUAUUCUGGGAAGGUCUACUUUGACAAUUUAGCAUUUUUCCUUCCAAUAAGUUCAGUAGGAGGAGGAUUUAGGAAGCAAAGUCAGGAGACUUUUGGGUCUCGGCGAGCACGUCAAGUGUGGAGGGGUGGUGGCCCCUUUGUGAAGAAGGACUCACCCACACUCGUAGCCGAAGUAUUUCAAAAGCUUGGCUAUGUAGAUGAGGUGGAUGCUGACUUGAAGGAGCCUAUGUUCUGCUUCCUCAAUCGAGCGGCAAAUAAGUACCUACUGCGGCAGGUCGGCAUGUUGCCUGGAUCUGGUGACAGCCGCUCGGACAUUCUACGAAAGCUGCGGGGUGCAUUUCUUUCGAAUUUAUCUAGUGGCCAGUGGCAAGUUAACAAGAGGGACGACGUUGGUGAACUGCACGACACCACGCUCAUUCUGAGGAAAGCAGAGUUGCUGGCUCAGAAUGGUGCCCCAUUUUCUCGUGAAGAGAUCUUUGCAGCGAUGCAAGUCUACGCUCAAAAAGAAGGCUUGCAGCUGAUGCAAACGUACGAUGCCUUGGCCCUCCGAAUCCGGAUUCACAAUCAAGCGGACCCAACAGCAAGACAGUUGAUUGAAAUAGAGUUUAUUGGUGAGUCUGUAGCUCUGGGCUUCGUCCCUUCCGCCACUGCAACGGUUCGAGCGGAUGAGAGGAUGUUAACCUUUGCUAUCAACAACACCGCCUUUCGGGAGCUGGUGGAUGAGUUCCCAGAGGAGAAGCAACGGCUACUGGACUUGGUGCAGAAACGGCAGGAGGCUCCUGCGCGGCGGCGCAGCAGCAGAAACGUCUUCAACCAGGUGUUGGCGGUGACGGCCAUGCAGAGAAUACCUGACGCUGAGGUGACGCCAGAGGAGGAUGCCGCAGAGAGCAUCCCACCUCGUCCUGUGAAGCGUCUGCCAGGCUAUCGCAGCGGCCUGAACUGGGUGAGGCAGCGCAAGGCGGCACUGGAAGAUGCCAUGUAUGUGAAGAUGGAGCGAACGAUUCGGAGCGGGAAGCUUGAAAGGUGCUCUCCCAGCCCUCGAGCGUUUGAGCCGUUGCUGCCAUUGCAGGGCUAUCGGGUCCAAGAGGUUGGACCAGGCACUGCAUGGAACAGUGCGCCGCAGGCAGUUCCGCCUUCCAUGCUGCGGCUGAAGAAGUCUCAGAGGGUCUAUGGCAGGAAAGUGUGGUUGGAGACCUGCCUUCCGUGGCGGCCCGCGCUGCAGGAUGAUUCCCUGGAAGCCCAGAAAAGCUUGGAGGGAGAAGCCCGAGAGCUGCCCAAACUGGAUGAGGGGCUGGAAGACAAGGAUGGACACAGUGAUACCGGCUCCUUGAGGAGUGUGGGAGACCUCGGCCUUCCGAUGCAGCUGUCACGUUCCCUGGUUUCCCUGGACGACCUCGGCAGCGACGGCCUGGCUUCCGCUUCUUUGUCGCGCUCUCACAGCUUGGGCCUGGAGCACGAGGAAUCGCCACGGGCGGCUGGCCUCAGUUCGCAGCUCAACAAGUGGUACUCCAAUUCGGGCACGUUGCCUGGGCAGGGCGGGCAGGACGGGCGGAAGGCGAUGGAAGGCGAUGGUGGCAUGGCCUGA